CGUACUGUCAAAUCGAGCUGAUGAACAGUGAACAAUCAGGGGUUCUUCGGACCUGCUGUAAACACGUACCAAUCGUAACGGGAAUAUCGUAAGCAUAAUUGUGCGCAAAGUAUGCUCUGUUGCUGCUGUUGCUGCAUCACACAGGUGUUAAUCGUUCACUAAUCCAGGCGCAUAACUUACCAUCAGAACGAACGUUUGCAUACCGAUGCUCUCACGGAUUCCAGAAGGGAUUCCAAGUGAUCGUCGCCGUACUCUGCUUUUUUUUGCGCACACCGCGUCGGCUUGUUGCUGGUGCAUAACGAGAAGUGAAAUCUAAUUGAACGGAGCAUACCUGUACACACAGCGACGACUACGACGACGACGACGUCAACACGGCUACGUUGCCUCACACAGAAAGAUGGUUGGUCGACGAUCGCUUGGAGGGAUCCGUACAGGGGGUACGAAGAAGGAAGAAAUACUGUUAAACGUUCAGGUGAACGGCGAUGACGAGAUCGAUCUGGUGCCCGUCACCAAGCAAAAGGAUUACCGACGCAGCGCAUCCGGCGUCGACGAUCGGGACGGCGAUGAGGAGGAAUCGGACGAGCUGUCGGACAAUCCGGACUCCGAUCCGGACCUGCUGGAGACGGAGGACGGCCGGCUGAUACUGGACAUGAAGCGCAGCAAGUACUGUGGCAAGUGUAAAAAGCUCUUCAAAUCGUCGGCGGAAAAGAAAGACCACAAAUACAAGUGCCCGGGCGUGGUGGAUGAGGUGCAGGACGUUAUACUGAAGGAGCGCAAGGCGGCGAAGCACGCGAACCCGGGCGAAGAGUUCCACAAGUACUGCAACCCGAACCCGGACAAUCCGUGCUACUGCUGCGGGGAGGAUGUGAGCACCGCCCACGUCGGCCACAUUCGGUGCAAGUUUUGCCCGAAAUCGUUCAAAGCGUACGAGUACAUGGAGCGGCACCUGAGCUCGGUCCACUCCGAGUCGGACGCGUUCCCGUGCGGCUACUGCAACGCCAAGUGCAGCACGCAGUCGGUGCUGGACGAGCACGUGAAGACGCACGACGAGGGCAAACCGUUCGCGUGCAUGGCGUGCGGGAAAGAUUUCACCCGCCGCUACCAUCUGGACCGGCACGAGAAGCACACCAAGUGUGGCACGGUCACGAAAGAGAUCGCGGUGCUGCCGUGCGAGGUGUGCGGGAAGGAGUUUACGCGCAUCGACAAUCUGCGCGAACACUUGCGCUCCCACAUGGGACAGGGCGCCCGGAAGCGCGACUACCAGUGUCCGUACUGUGCGAAAUCGUUCUACGGCUCGUCGCUGCUGAACAUACACAUCCGGACGCACACGGGCGAGAAGCCGUUCCCGUGCGAUCUGUGCCCGAUGUCGUUCCCGUCGACCGGUGCGCUGCGGAAGCAUCGCCGCAAGCAUACGGGCGAGCGGCCGUACCGCUGCGACGAAUGUUCUGCCACGUUUGCGGCGCGCGAAACGCUCAACCGGCACCGGAAGACGCACACGGGCGAGAAGCCGCACGAGUGUGACCAGUGCGGCAAGCGGUUCAUCCAGGCCACGCAGCUCCGGGCGCACGUACUGACGCACAGUGGCGAGAAUGCGUUCCAGUGUAGCGAAUGCGACGCGUCGUUCAACCGGAAGGCGCGACUGAACGACCACAUCAAGUUUACACACCGGGGUGAACACCCGCACGAGUGCGACCAGUGUCCGAAAACGUUCCUGCGCAAGGAGGAUCUGGCGCGCCACCUGCUUAUCCAUGCGGAGAGCAAGCCGUUUGAAUGUUUGGUGUGCAAUAAGUUUUUCACCACCAAGCAUGCAAUCCAGCUGCACCAGCGAACGCACGACGAGGACAAUCCGGUACAGUGCAAGGUUUGUUCGGGGACGUUCAAGCGGGAAGACUGCUUGCUGCGCCACAUGCGCUCGAAACAUCGUGACUACUUGGACCAAAUCAUCGAGGACACCGAGAAGGAAAAGAUGAAAAAGCUGAUCGCCAAGCGGGACGCGGAAAAGGAGGCAACGGUCGAAAUUGACGGCGCCGUCUAUCAGAUCACAACGAUGGAGGACAAUCCAGCGCAGACGGUGGAAGUGUUCGAGGUGGUGGAGAUUCCGGCCAGCACUGGAAAUGCGACGCCCAUCGCGCUGCCUCCAACCACCUCGGUCCCGUACGACCUGCUGCCGAUCACGGAGGAUACGGAGGUCAUUUUAGGUGCAAACGAAGAAGUGGAAUUUAUUGACAAAUUGAAGACGCAAUCCACCAUACUACCACCGGCAGUGGUAGCCGCGAAGAGUGUGAAAAAGGAAAAAGAUUCGCUGAAGGAAGUAAAGCUGCUGCCGGUCCCAGCGAUCGUGACUGUUGCAGCCGAACCCUUACGUACAAAGCCAGUGGAGCCAGUGGUUGUUGCGACCACCGCUAAACCGAAGGAAGCAAAGGUUGUGAGCAUUAAGGCCAGUGACGUGAUCUCACCACCGAAACGGCAAAGCGUUCCGAGCGUCCCGAAACCGAGCGCAAGUGCUGCAACCGCACAACAAAAGCCGGAAGCUGUAACGCCCCAUUCGGCAAAGGAGCUACCGACGAAGGCGGCAACUCCUUCCCCGAAGCAAACGAAAGAGCAAUCGACCGUGCUGGCGGUGGAAAGUGUGAAGCGUGUCAAGCCAGAACCACAAGUGUCACCGCUACCCGUAGUACCACCGCUGGCAGCUCCGCGUCCGAAAGAAGCAAAGUCAAAGCCGCUGCCGAUGCCGGAGGAACCGAAAGCGAAGCGUAAACGUGAAUCAAAAUCGUCCACAACGCCGAAGCGUGCGCGCGUGAUGGAUGAGGACAGCAUACCGAUCUUCCUGAGCGAUGAUAUGCUGGAGCAAAAGAUUUCGGAACUGCUGCAGAUGCUGAUGGGCGACGACAUGCUGACCAGCUUUGGCUGGCCGGACGCACCGGUGGAGGAGGUGCUGGGCCGCGUCAUCCGGGGUUGCGGACAUCAGCCGGCAAAGGGCGAGGAGGUCGGCGACCAUACGACGCGCAUGCGGGAGAACACGAAAAUACUGUUCUCCGUUACGAUGGACGACGAAGACAUUAAGGCGCUGCUGAACAAUCACACGGUCGAUGAGGUCAUCAUGCAUGUACUGAAGAACAAAUGAUGAUGAUGGUGGUGGUGGGUCGGUGGCUUUCCGCCCAAGCGCGAAACGAUGUCAGCGUGACCUGUACGUGUUAGGGAGCGUCUUUAGUAGAGAGGGUUUUCAACGGCAUUCGGUAAGGUGCAAUUGGUUAAAGUUUUACGAGAGUUUUUACUACCUUUUAACAUCCAGCAGCGAGAUUUACACCCUUGUGGCCUUCCAAAGACCUUAUUGCUACACAACUGUAAGGUUAUUGAGAGUAUUUUUUUUAUUAUUAUUCACCGAAGAUUAUACUAUUGGAUUGUAUUGUAGAGGGAUACAAUAAAUGUGAACUGAU
Anopheles merus is the source of this 3437-nucleotide messenger RNA. Its product is annotated as protein suppressor of hairy wing-like. The transcript has 5 exons. The coding region runs from base 398 to 3124 and encodes 908 amino acids. The record is from RefSeq and is a predicted model, not a curated record. Gene Ontology annotation, biological process: regulation of transcription by RNA polymerase II. NCBI's taxonomy places the organism in Eukaryota, Metazoa, Arthropoda, Insecta, Diptera, Culicidae. Gene Ontology annotation, molecular function: RNA polymerase II transcription regulatory region sequence-specific DNA binding; DNA-binding transcription factor activity, RNA polymerase II-specific. Gene Ontology annotation, cellular component: nucleus.